Molecule: messenger RNA, 1463 nt
Organism: Nymphaea colorata (pocket water lily)
Lineage: Eukaryota; Viridiplantae; Streptophyta; Magnoliopsida; Nymphaeales; Nymphaeaceae
Product: COP9 signalosome complex subunit 6a-like
Exons: 9
Coding region: 247-1149 (300 amino acids)
Biological process (GO): protein deneddylation
Cellular component (GO): COP9 signalosome
Molecular function (GO): protein binding; metallopeptidase activity
Source: RefSeq, a predicted model, not a curated record
GCCCCUGUAAGGAGUUAAAAGAGUCCCCCUCUUAGUAGUAAGCGUCGGUACAGAGAGAGAGGGAGGGUGAGAGAGAGUGAGGGAGAAGGGAGGUGGGGAGGAACAGGUUCUCCUCAAUCCGUGUCAGUGGUAGCUGAAGAGAUUGAGGGAAGGAAUUCAAGGAAAGGGGAAGAAGAAAGGGAAGGAAAUCGAAAGGUGGUGGGAAGGAGUUAGGUUUUACUCGUGCUGCUGUUGGUGCAGGCGACAAUGUCGACAUCGAGCAGCGGGCUGACCUUCAAGCUGCACCCGCUGGUGAUCGUGAACAUCUCCGAUCACUACACGCGCGUUAAGUCGCAGAGUGCAGCGCAGGGAAACGCCGCCCCGAGGGUGUUCGGGUGCGUCAUCGGCGUCCAAAGGGGCCGCACCGUCGAGAUCUUCAACAGCUUCGAGCUUCUUUACGACGCCUCCACCGAAACCCUUGACCGGGCCUUCCUCGACAAGAAGCAGGAGCAAUAUAAAAAGGUUUUCCCAAACUAUUAUAUACUCGGUUGGUACUCAACUGGAAGCGAUGCACAAGAAAGUGAUAUGCAAAUUCACAAAGCUCUGAUGGAUAUCAACGAAAGUCCAGUGUAUGUGGUUUUAAAUCCUGCGAUUAAUCAUGCCCAAAAGGACUUGCCCAUAAUCAUAUACGAGAGUGAAUUGCAUGUCAUAGAUGGUAUUCCCCAGUUGAUCUUUGUCAGAUCAAAUUACACUAUCGAGACUGUAGAGGCGGAGAGAAUAUCGGUGGAUCAUGUUGCACAUCUUAAGCCUUCUGAUGGAGGAUCUGCUGCAACUCAAUUGGCAGCUCAUCUUACCGGCAUUCAUAGCGCCAUCAAAAUGUUGAAUGGCAGAGUCAGGAUUCUUCAUCAUUUCCUUGUGGCUAUGCAAAAAGGUGAGAUUCCAUAUGAGAACUCAUUACUACGACAAGUUUCAAGUCUUCUUAGAAGAUUGCCUGCUAUUGAGUCAGAAAAAUUUCAAGACGACUUCCUCAUGGAAUAUAAUGACACACUUCUGAUGACUUACCUUGCUAUGGUCACCAACUGUUCAAGCAUUAUGAAUGAGUUUGUCGACAAGUUCAAUACAGCAUAUGACAAACAGGGUAGGCGAGGAGGUCGGACGCCUUUCUUUUAGUUAUUGAUGCAAAAAUAACUGAAGAGCUUCACUUAGUCGAUGGCCUUUUCAUGUACCGCCUAUAGAUCUUUCCAAUGCUCUCUCAUGAACCAGGGGAUGAAGCGGCUGCAUUGUGCGUCAGAUACUGGCUAUGAUCGAGCAACAGUCCUCGUGUUCGAUUUUCUCACCUUUCCUUAUAAAUUUUGUGAAGGAACCUCAGUGCAAUUACCAUCGUUAAAAUCUCCUAACAGGAUAUUUCUCUCAUUUUUAUUCUACAGUACUGAAAUGUUUAUUUUGAUCAUUUAUUCUGAUUCAGGUACUCCUCUGUUGUCGCA